AUGAACAUGGGAAGCAGGCGAAUUGUGUCGUCACUAUUGUGCAUCCUGGUCGCACUACUAGUGAUCAAUCACGUGGUUAGCGCUCGCAGCUCGAACAGUACAACGACAGCUCCAACAUCAACGACAGAAACCCCGACCGUGACACCGGCAGCUCCAUACACAUCCCAUUCGUGUGCGAGUGUGGAAGAAGUAACCGAGACCCCGACAGGUACAGUCGCGGCAGCAGCAACCACAUCCGCGGACACGGCAUACAUUUGCAGCGGUGAUGAAGUAGCCCGGCUCACGAAAGUCAACGAGAACAACCCGUAUCUAAUGUCGGAAUGCACCAACUCGGCCGGUAUUAGUUCGUAUACGUUUCCUUUCAAUGGGGAGCUCAGCUAUGCUCAAAUGGUAGCCAUGAGUUCCGGUAAACAGUGCGGAUACUACUUCCGAGCGGUGCUGCUGGUGCAGCUUCAGGAAUGUGUGGACGCCAACGUGUACAUCCGAACGAUAGCCGAGACCAUCCUCCAGCUUGCCAACACCUCGGGGGACGCACCGACAGAAGCUGAGGUUAAUGCAGCAAUUGCAGUUCGCAAGGCCUACAACUUGGCUCUCCGAGACGGAGGUGGGUCGGCCACAUACGCAGACACCAGCGGUGCGUCGACUUUAAGCUGGAGCAUCGAGGGCGACAACAUCGAUACAACCGCAACGGCCAGCGUUACGGGUCAACUGCUAUUAAGCACGGACUUGCAAGUCAUCGGCACAUACUAUGCAUCUCCUGAUUCGUCUUCGUCCGCGUCUACCACCUCCUCGAUCAAAGAUUCAAGGACGCAUGGACAGAGCGAGGAGAGCUCUGCUAAGAAAGAAGCUUCCUCGUGGCUGGUAGCGUUUGUAGUCAUGGGCACAGCUUUUCUGUUGCACUCUUAA
Molecule: messenger RNA, 906 nt
Organism: Phytophthora infestans T30-4
Lineage: Eukaryota; Oomycota; Peronosporomycetes; Peronosporales; Peronosporaceae
Exons: 1
Coding region: 1-906 (301 amino acids)
Source: RefSeq, a predicted model, not a curated record